This is a messenger RNA of Hippoglossus stenolepis (Pacific halibut), 3488 nucleotides long. It is a transcript of the gene armc8, whose product is annotated as armadillo repeat containing 8. Gene Ontology annotation, molecular function: protein binding. Lineage: Eukaryota; Metazoa; Chordata; Actinopteri; Pleuronectiformes; Pleuronectidae. The transcript has 23 exons. The record is from RefSeq and is a predicted model, not a curated record. Gene Ontology annotation, cellular component: GID complex. Gene Ontology annotation, biological process: proteasome-mediated ubiquitin-dependent protein catabolic process. The coding region runs from base 81 to 2165 and encodes 694 amino acids.
GAGCCGCUCACAGCUGCUCUGGGGGGCGGAGUGUCUGCACGGUGCUGCGCCGAUUGGGGCGCUCGAUCGGGGGAAGAGAGAUGGCGUGUUUGCUGGAGGCCCCUCUCCGCAUCAGCGUGCUGUCUGAAGUCACCGCCACUAGUCGCCAUUAUGUUGACCGACUGUUCGACCCCGACCCACAGAAAGUGCUGCAGGGAGUCAUUGACAUGAAGAAUGCUGUGAUUGGAAACAACAAGCAGAAAGCCAAUCUGAUCGUCCUCGGAGCUGUGCCGAGGUUACUAUACCUUCUCCAGCAGAGCUCGUCCAGUCUGGAGCUGCGGACCGAGUGUGCCGUGGUGCUGGGCAGCUUGGCCAUGGGCACCGAGAACAACAUCAAGUCCCUGGUGGACUGUCACAUCAUCCCCGCCCUUCUCCAAGGUCUCUUGUGUCCAGACCUGAUCUUCAUUGAAGCGUGUCUUCGAUGCCUGAGAACGGUCUUCAUCAGUCCGGUCACUCCUGUGCAGCUGCUCUACACUGACCCCACUGUGAUUCCCCAUCUAAUGUCUCUACUGAGCCGCUCACAGAGAACCCAGGAGUACAUCACACAGAUCUUCUCCCACUGUUGUAAGACCCCGGAGCACCAGACGGUUCUUUUCAACCACGGUGCCAUCCAGAACAUCGCCCCUCUCCUUAUCUCACCCUCUUAUAAGGUCCGCAUGCAGGCGUUAAAGUGUUUCUCAGUCCUGGCCUAUGAGAACACUCAGGUCUCCAUGACACUGGUGAAUGUGCUGGUGGAUGGGGAGCUGCUCUCUCAGGUAUUUGUCAGAAUGAUGCAAAGGGAUCAACCCAUUGAAAUGCAGCUAACAGCGGCCAAAUGUUUAACGUACAUGUGUCGAGCGGGAGCAAUUAGGACAGAUGACAGCUGCAUCGUCCUAAAGACGCUGCCCUGCUUGGUGCGGAUGUGUAGUAAAGAGCAUUUGCUCGAGGAGAGGGUGGAGGGUGCAGAGACGCUGGCCUACCUGAUGGAGCCCGAUGUGGAGCUGCAGAGGAUCGCCAGCACCACCGACCACCUGGUGGCCAUGUUGGCCGACUACUUUAAAUACCCCAGCUCUGUGUCCGCCAUCACGGACAUCAAGAGGAUCGGACAAGUACCCGAUGCUCGAAGCAAAGACAAUCAACAACUGGACCAUGACCUGAAACACGCACACGAGCUGAGACAAGCUGCUUUCAAACUCUACGCCUCGCUCGGCUCCAACGACGAGGACAUCCGUAAAAAGAUCACAGAGACGGAGAACAUGAUGGACAGGAUAGUCAGUGGCCUUUCAGAAUCCAGCAUUAAGGUCCGCUUGGCAGCUGUCAGGUGUCUUCACAGUCUUUCACGAUCAGUGCAGCAGCUGAGGACCAGCUUCCACGACCACGCGGUGUGGAAACCCCUCAUGAAGCUGCUGCAGAACGCCCCAGAUGAAGUCCUGGUCAUGGCCUCCUCAACACUAUGCAAUCUACUGUUGGAGUUCUCACCCAGCAAAGAGCCGAUCCUGGAGUCGGGGGUAAUUGAGUUACUAUGCAGUCUGACCCAGAGUGACAGUCCUGCACUGAGAGUCAAUGGGAUCUGGGCCCUGAUGAACAUGGCGUUUCAGGCCGAUCAGAAGGUGAAGGUGGAGAUCGUCCGGUGUCUGGGGACAGAGCAGUUGUUCCGCCUGCUGUCCGACCCCGACACCAACGUGCUGAUGAAGACCCUCGGUCUGCUGCGCAAUCUGCUUUCAACGCGCCCGCACAUCGACCAGAUCAUGAGCUCUCACGGGAAGCAGAUCAUGCAGGCGGUGACCCUCAUCCUGGAAGCAGAGCACAGCAUAGAGGUCAAAGAGCAGACGUUGUGCAUCUUGGCCAACAUCGCCGAUGGCAACACAGCCAAGGAUAUCAUCAUGACCAACGACGACAUGCUCCAGAAAAUCAAAUACUACAUGGGGCAUUCAAAUGUGAAACUGCAGCUCGCCGCCACCUUCUGCAUCUCGAACCUGAUCUGGAAUGAGGAGGACGGUAAGGGUUCGGGGUCUCAAGGUUCUCAGGAGCGUCAGGACAAGCUGAGGGAGAUGGGCUUCGUGGACAUCCUGCACAAACUCACCCAGGCCCCCGACUCCAACCUCAGUGACAGGGCGAAGACGGCGAUGCAGCAGUACCUGGCAUGACUACAGAGGGGGGAGGUCCUCUCCUGCCAGCCUAACUAACAAUCGUCUGGACGGGACGGCGUUGGUUCUUUUUGUUCUGAUGCACAAAGACACCUUUUCUUGGACCUGUGGCUGGCGACCGUUCACCUCCCACCCACCGUCCGGCACCACCACCUCGAACGCUCUGCUCACUCCAGACCUCUCGCUUGGAGGAUCUGAGAAUGUGGUUGUUGGGAAAUCAACGGUUGGGAGGGUUUCACUUGUUUCUCCCUUUUUCUCCUUCCUGCAAGGAUGAAGUGAAAUUUUUCCUUUUGAGACUUUGCGAUUUAAGAAUUGCCAUUUUUUUGUUUUUUCUUCUUCUUCUUUGGUUGGAGAGCAGCAGCCGGACACCGGCGCCGCCGCGGUGCUUUUGGACUCCUGAUCCUGGAGACGCGGGUCUCAGAGAAACCGGACUAGAGGGUUUUUGACACAUGAGCACGGCUGUUGGACAGCAAAGCUUCCCAGUUUUAUUUUUUUUAAUUUUUAACUAAUAAUAUUAAUGUUUCCUUAAGGCGUCGCAAGUAAGGACACAUUUGGAAAAAACACAGACUGCCUAUUUUGAAAUUUUGGGUGUUUUUUUUGUGGAUACAUACCUCGUAAAUAUAUAUAUAUAUAAACAUAAAUAUAUAUUUUUGGAUUUUUAUUUUCCCCGCCCUGUCUCUUUCUCAUUCGCCCUCUCUGAACCCAGGUUCUCGGUGAAUCACUGAGGCCUGAUUCAUGAGUCUGAACUUGAACAUGGUGUAUGGAGGUGAAAGGAAAUGUAUUCCCCUAGUUUUCUUUUCUUUUUCACGGUUGUGGUUCUGUGUGCACUGGAGCCGUCACGUUUGUCCAAUAUCCUUAUGAUCCCAAUGGGAGAAGUAGUUCCAGAGUGGAUGGCGCCCGCUCUGACCCGCCCAGCUACGAGUUCAGAGGACACAGAACAGCAGAGGUUAGAGGACGAGUGUCCUCACGCCUCCGUUGAAUCUGUUCUCUGCAGCCGUCUCAUUAAUGUGUUCGUCUUCAGGGAUAAAUGAAAUUUCUGAGCUUGUUUUUUUCUUCCUCUCUGUGUUUCGGGAGGGGAAGACAGUGAAGAGUGGAAAUGAGGAAUAAUGGAAGAACAAUUUGAGACUGACCCCUGGAGGGUAAAAGCACUAAGUGCAGCCACAAAAGCAGAAACAUGUGCGACACUGUUUCGUUCCCUCUCUCAUAUUAUUUCUUUUCCCACCAGGAUCUUUCUCGAGUGUUGUUCCCUGACAUUUCAAACCUUACUGAAGCUCUGAUAGAAUGAAUGUUACCAUUAAAAAUAUAUGCAGACCUGAAGAAGGA